GGGGGCCGAGGAAAAAAUACUGUAUGUGCGCAGCAUCCGUAAUUCAUUGUUUUCGUUAACAACAUCAUCAACAUUUUCGACCAUCCGAAGGCUAUGUGUUUGUGCAUCGGUUGCGGACUGGAGGCAGACGUUGUCUACUGACUCCCGACCCGAUGCGAUGUGGUAUGACUGUGUUGUUGGUGGAGCAAGUGGAAAAAGGAAAUCCAUGACGCCGGAUCCGAGUUUUCAGAGAGCUUACUCGUCGAACUCUGUAAGCAGUGUUGAAGGAAAUGAACAUUUCUGCUCUCAGGAAGACGCUAUCAGAAAAUCAUCAACAGGACUUUUGCGAAGGAACGUCGUUGUUGAGCGAUUUCCCUUGUAAAGGGACGGAGCUCAAGCGCAACCAUGCAGAGAUGCUGGCGAGAGAGACUUCCGCCGAGAAGUGCCUCUCGCAGAAUCCAGGAUUUAUGGUUUGUUAUUGUUUCUAUCUCACUUUGGUUCUCAGGCCAGACCUGAGCUUGGCAGACACUCUAAAUCAUUUUUGGUGUAACACCGAACGAGUGGAUCGUCGUCUCGUGGUUAUAAAUUUUGUCGUUCCGAAUUUGAGCGACACACGAGGGAGGAGAGCCAUGAGAAAAUUGCCUUUCACUUUUUUUCCACCGUUCCAUACCGUACAUGCAGGUUUGGCAAUCGCCAGGGUGGGAAAUGCUGUUCGGAACUGACCAUAUCUCGCAGCGUGAUAACAGGUUUCUCGUUACUUCGUUCGUUUGAAGUUUACGUCUCUGGUUUGUUUGAUCCUGUGAAUGGGUACCUACUUUCUCUAGUGUUGGUUUGGUGUUCCAUACUUGUCUGGUGGAGAAUUUUCACUGGCGUUCAGCGGGAAAAUCAGUUGAAACAAUGGUUCGCAGGCAACAAACUAUGAUAAAGGAUCGAAGGGAUUUUCUCAUUGCCGCUCUAUGAUCCUAGAAAUUCAGGGAUUUUGUCUCUUUCUCGUGCACAGAAACAAAGUCUAUUGCCACGAGGGAGUUUGAAAUGCGAAGACCCAUGUAAAGAAGCUACAACAAUAUUCAGCAUUUCUGGAGCCGAGUGGAACGAGAGUAAGUGAACGUACAGUUAAAAGGACCUGGCGUCGUGGUGGUAACGCGACGUGGGAAAAGCCCUGAGGAAAAACAGGCAUCGCUUUUCUCAUCUCCAUCAUUCUUCGAUGUCGUUCUUUUCGGGCCGGGUGGAAAAUCGGCGCUCUCUGUUGGUUCAGAUAGUGCUCCGUGCAGAAAUAUUCGGAUUCUUUUUUCGAAAAUGUAGAUCUUUAAUCAAGUGCGGCGGAACAUAAAUCGGAAAGAGAUUGCGGGACGUUUCAUCAUUUGAAAGUUUUCAAUUUUUUUGAGUUUGCUUCUAGUUUUGUUUCGGUGCUUUUUAAAGUGUAGUGAUCAAUUAAGUUAUCGGUACAUCAAGCAGUUCUAUUGUAUUUUGUUUGAUAUUCGUUCAAGUUUUGGACGAUUAGGUGCAACGCUUCGCUGAAAAGUGUACGUGAAGAUGAUUUUAAAUCGCUGAUUUGAUAAUCAACAAAUGGAUCGAAUAGUGUUACAAAGCAAAUUCAUCUCAACGGUUUCCAGAGUCAAACUCUUCAAUCUAUUACUAUCAUCAGAAACUUUUACUAAAGGACAGAGAAAUGAAGAAGUUAAAAAUUUGUCCCUUGAUAAAAAAGAAAAACUUAAGUGUCUGUAGAAGAAUGUUACAUUCCAAUUAUUGUGAUAUAGCCGUGGGUAUAAACAAUAGCUUGUAUCAGCCAAUUGUGAGACAUUUCACGUUUCAACAACAGUUCAUCGUCAGUUUCAAUCGACUAACUAAAAACAAGGAUAAUUUCGCAACCGUUCAGAACCGUACUGACAUCGUACUGGCCCAGCAUCGAUGAAUCGUGAUCCAACCUGAGAGCGGCUUUUUCUUAGUUUGGUUCAAACGGUAUUUUGUAUUUCGGAUUAACCCCAGCAAACACCACCGACACCAUCGCCUGCUAACUACCCUUGAAUAAAUUCCUUCUGCUGGCAAGAGGAUAUAGAAGUGUGUAUAAGUGUGCCCGUGCAUUUGUGUGGCAGCGUAUGUGAGCAAAGGUUUAAUUGAGCUUGAUUUUAAUUCAAUGCAGUAAUUUUGCGUACGAUUUGUUGUGUUUUGCCAUAUAUAAAAGUAAAGUGAAGGCGAAAGUUGCUCGAAGCAUCACAGUAUUCAUCAUCACGUUGUAUAAAAUAUCAUCAUCACGAAGUUUCACGCAUGCCAGGCAUAAAUCGUCACGAAAAAGUCAAUACACAAUAAGAAAAGCUUUUGUGAUAGUUUUACAAAUUAAGUCUACUAAUUAGAUAAGGGAAUAGUAAAAGUAUUAAGUGCAAGUGUAAAAUCUCAAGCGGUUCCAGUGAAACUUCCACCGGUACACGACCACGUAUUUUGCAAAUCGUAUUACAUUCAUGGAUUUGACGCAUUAUUCAUCGAUCGCAUUCGAGACAGAUGAUUGAUCACUAAUCUCCUCAAUACAUCUGGAGCUAAGUGUUGAUUUUGGAGCAUCCUUGUCAGCUUUUCAAACAACAAAACUGUAAACCGAUAGCUAAGCUUAAGCGCCCAAACCAAACCUUUCAAAAUGACAAUGAGUACAAAUAAUUGUGAAAGUAUGACGUCAUACUUUACAAAUUCCUAUAUGAAUUCAGACAUGCACGGCCAUUAUCCUGGGACUGGUGUGGAUGGUUUGGAUACCAGUCAACAGAUGUACCACCACAGUCAGAGCCAUGCCAGCCAGGGAAAUAUGCCUCCGUAUCCACGCUUUCCGCCCUACGACCGGAUGGGGUACUAUCAGCAAAACAUGGAUCCUGCCGGAUACGCGCGAGCCGAUAGCCCUUCAAGUCAGGUGGGUGGUGUGAUACCUCAGCAAACAAAUGGCAAUCCCUUACAGCAAACGCAAGUACAACCUCAACAGCAGCAACCGAUUGUUUACGCUAGCUGUAAAUUGCAGGCCGCGGUAGGUAAUGGCCCAAAUGGUCUAGGAACUUACGGUGCUGAAAAUGGAUCCCCUCCGUUGGAGCAGAUGAGCCAUCACAUGAACACCGCACAAAUGACAAUACCUCAGCAUCAUAUGGGACACGCGCAAGGACAGGAUUGUUUUCCCCCCGAUCAGGUGCACCAGAAUCCGCAGCACAUGGGCAUGUACACUAAUACGGGUGGUGGUCCGCCUGGCGUUGUACCCCAGCAACCACCAAAUAUGAUGCACCAACAACCUCCGCAGCUACACCAAGGACAGCAACCACCGCCAAACAGUCAAAAUUCCAACUCGGGCCUUCAGUCGCCGCUCUACCCAUGGAUGAGGAGUCAGUUCGAACGAAAACGUGGUCGCCAGACGUACACGCGAUACCAAACGCUGGAACUGGAGAAGGAGUUUCACUUCAAUCGCUACCUGACCAGGCGGCGGAGGAUCGAGAUCGCACAUGCCCUGUGUUUGACGGAGCGCCAAAUCAAAAUCUGGUUCCAGAAUCGGCGAAUGAAGUGGAAAAAGGAAAACAAGACUAAGGGCGAACCGGGAUCGGGUGACGAGAACGACAUGACACCGCCACAAUCUCCAGCGUAAAUCGGUUUUCCAUCUACCAGCUAAUACAGCUUGAGAAUGAUGUUAGUGACUUUUGUAAAAUUGAAUUUUCUUCUUCGGUUUAGUUAAAUUGCAGAACAGUCCAAGAUUUUAAUUUCAAGUCAAAACUUUAUCACACUUGUUCGAUGCUACAAAUUUGCUCAUUUCAGUUGCAGCAUUACAUCUUCGACACGAAGCGAAGAAAUAUUCUGGAAACUAUUUGUUAUACCCUUGAGCGUACUUUAUUAUCGAAAAAUAACAAAAAAAAAACCUUUGUAGUGGACAGUUUGCUGUAGAUACAAUCCAAUGGUAAAUAAUUUAUUAUGCAAACAAAACGAAAAAAGCAAACAACUCAUGUGACCUCAAAACUAAUAUUAAUUUAGAAAUACAUGACCCAAGAAUUCAAAAAUCUGAUCACAGAUUGAUGGAAACAGAAAGUAAGUAAAAAUGUGCAAUGCGAAGAAAAUCUUUUAUCCAUUUUAGAUAAAGGAUGCAUAUUUGUGGAAGGAUAAAUAGAUAUUCUAAUAAUAUACGUACAAAAGUGCUUCAAUAUUCAUAAACAAAGUAUUCCAUGUCGGUCGAUCCAGAGAAAAUUAAAAGUUCGGAAACAUACAUAAUUUGGAAACUUAUCUCGUACUGAAUCCGCGAUAAUCACACACCAUAAAAUAAUCCAUUUUGCUAUUGAUUUCUGUUUCCACCAUUAUUUCUCCAACAACAUCAACAGCGAGAGAUGUUUGAACCUCAAACAAAGUGUAGAGCAGAAGGAAGUUAAUAUCCAAACAAAACUAUACCAAAGGCAAUAGAAUAAUUUAAUUAUUGCAGUUCAUUUUCACUAUGCGUCCAUUUAUUAUUUAAAAGAUAUCUCACAAGGAUGCAGCAAUCGUAAUUUAUUUGAAUAUUUCACUGUUGUUACUCAUUCGUAUGUGCCCAUAAAUUCUAUAAAACUAUAUUAGAAGACCGAUUUCUCGUCAUCUAUACAAUAGUUUACAGGAAAGCAGUCAUGAUCCCAGUGAAGAGAGUUCUAUUUUCACCUUGAGUUGGAUAAGUACACGAAACUAAAUUGGUACAAUCAGGCGACAGUAGUAAUUCGAAAAAUCAAAUCGAUUAAAGACACACAUAUAUACGAAAAUGCGGUAUACGACUCUUGUAGAAUAUUGAUAAAAUGGAAGUAAAAUAUUUAGAAAUAUUUUCAACGAACCUGCUACACAUUUUCAUCCGAAUUUUAGUUUGGCAGAUUCGAACUGGUUAUAGUAAAUCAAUACCAUGUGCGAUUGCAUUUAUUGGAAUAUUGAAAGGAAAAUAGGACACUUAAGCAAAAUAAUGUGAUUGUUCUGUUGUAUUGCCUGCUAUUUUGGAAAACAGGUUAAUAACAAAAAAAAAUACAGAAAAGAUGCAUCAAAAUUAGAAACUGAAAAUACGUAAACAAAACAAGGUGAGUCAAAUAUUUAUAAUUUAUACAAAUCUAAUUCACUGAUGAAAAUAGAAUAUACGUAAGAGGAAACUCAUGACAUUAGCCUUUAAGGAUUGUGUAAUUACUGAAAAUACAGAUAGAAUAAAAGAUGCAAAAGUCCCAAAAAUUUUAAGCAACUAGGCAGUAAAAAUUAACAACAAAUGAAGAUGAUAACGUUGUACGUAAAACAUAUAUUUAAUCAUAAACGGUAAGGGAUAAACUUCAGCAGUAAGACAUAAAUAAAACAAAAAAAAUCUCGUUAAACAGGCAACACAAAUAUGUUAUGAGUACAUGAGAUCCUAAGAUAUUUGAUUAUGAGAUAAUACACUGUAAUAAAAUUUGUAAAUACCAAAUCCUCACAGAAUGGAAAAAUAAUAAACAGAAUGAUAAAAUUAUAAA
Armigeres subalbatus is the source of this 5429-nucleotide messenger RNA. It is a transcript of the gene Antp, whose product is annotated as homeotic protein antennapedia. Gene Ontology annotation, molecular function: DNA-binding transcription factor activity, RNA polymerase II-specific; RNA polymerase II cis-regulatory region sequence-specific DNA binding. Gene Ontology annotation, cellular component: nucleus. The record is from RefSeq and is a predicted model, not a curated record. The coding region runs from base 2606 to 3583 and encodes 325 amino acids. The transcript has 4 exons. Lineage: Eukaryota; Metazoa; Arthropoda; Insecta; Diptera; Culicidae. Gene Ontology annotation, biological process: anterior/posterior pattern specification; negative regulation of transcription by RNA polymerase II.